AUGACGAAUGCGUUGAGUGGGAUGCCUAGCCCCUUCCGCGCAACUAGCUUCCUACAACGUCUGCGGCAGUCCUUCAGGCUAGAAGGACCUAGGCGAGACGGCGGCGAAUCUUGCGGCACGGCAGAUGCCAGAAAGAAGGACCAUUCUAAAUGGUCGCUGCCUCGAUAUGGGACUUUGCGCAGAUCUUCUUCGAAGGGACCCCCACCAACCCUGCUAGCAGCCCGACAGCGGGACACAAGCCCACGAGGGAAACCUGGAAGUCCACAGGCAAGUGAUGCCAAGGAGGCACAGGUUCCUGGUAGUGCGACGAGGCCUGCCGCAAGAGCUGGCGCAGGUCAUCGAAAGCAGCAGGUUCAGUUUGCUUCAGUGGAUGGGGACUGUGACACGUCUUUGCCUGGUGGCUUUAGAAAAAGCCGAAGAACCAGGACAAUACACACAUGGCUAGGUGCAAUGUUAGAUGCCUCUGAGGGCGGACUUGAUGCUACGAUUGAGCCAAGCUCACCGCUACCGUCUGGAAAGUCUUCGAGGUCUCUGCGCACGCCAGGUGAUGCUUCGGCAAGAUCAAUGGGCUUGUGCAGCCCACCAGGCAGCCCAACGACUGACACAGUCACGAGCAUCAUCACACUACUCAGAGAGUAUUUCUUUACGAACGUGGAUUUCGAUGGUUCGGGACACCUCUCGCGCCAGGAUCUUUUUGACCACAUUCGAGAGCUUCUGGAGAAAGAUGCUGGCAAGGUUCUAACAGAUGAUGAUCUGGAGCUCCUGGGUGAAGUGGAGAGAUGUCGUUUCUCAGAAAUGGACCUAGGUCUUGAAGGCCAACAGGGCUUGGGUGUCUACGAAUGGGUUCACUUCAUCAUGCUGCGUGCAUCGGCUCCCAGCCAUGUGGCAGCCAAGCACCUGAACCGAGACCUUAGAACUGCUCUGGAAGAUGAACCUGAGCUUCUCAAACGGUUGCAUGCUACUUUUGAGGCAGCAGAUUCUGAAGGCGAUGGGUUGCUGCGAAGGGACGUGUGGCAGCAGGCGUUUGAACCACUCGGAGUGCAAGCACCAGAGCAGGCCGACUUUGACAGAGAAGAAGAUAGUUUGGCAGGGGCACUGAGCUACUACGAGUUCGUUGCCCAUGCAUUGGGCUUGAAGGCCUCGGUUGUGGAGCUUGCCCUUUACGAUCUCUCCAAGGGCGUGGCUCAAUGGGUACCUGCAUCGCUACUCGGGGGACACAGCUUUGAUGGCGUGUGGCAUUCUGGGCUUCGUGUCUUUGGCAAGGAGUUCUGGUUUGGCGGAGUUAUCUUGGAGUCUGAGUUCACAGACGUGCCAUUUGGUGCACCAACCCGGAUAUUGAGGCUCGGGACAACCCUUCGCACACACGAAGAUUUGGUUGAGUUUUUGAAGGAGGACGUUUAUGUAGAUUACAACCCAAAAAGCUAUGACGUUCUUCGGCGCAACUGUAAUCACUUCUCGAACGAGCUGGCACAAUUCUUGCUUCAUGGCAAACAGCUUCCUGAAGAAGUCCUCUUGCAGCCAGAGUGGGUGAAGAACGCCCUUCUGGUCAGCAUCUUUCAUCCUGCCUUGAACCGCUGGCUUGGUGGAUUCGGUGAUGCCUUGACAGGCCGCGAGGGAUAUGAUGGAGAUCUGCGAGCGCCGCAGGCCGUUAGCCGCAUUGACGACAUGACGGAGGAGUGGCGGCAUCGCCUUCAGGUAGGAGAUCUUGUGAUGCAUCGGCGGCGCUUCAUUGAUCGACCACGCGUAGCCCGCCUGCUGUACAUUUCCGGCCCGGACGAAAGUGGACGGCACGUGGCAGAGAUCAAAUUCCUGAGGCCGACAGCUGUGGAGAGAUUGGAGGACCUCUCAAUAGAGUCACCUCCGUGGGCAUGGGAGAUUGUUAGAGAAUCAGACGUGCCUCUGCGCCAGUUUUACCCAGUUCUUGAAGAUUCCGAAGGCGGAGCUCGCAUUCUUAGAGCCGGAAUGGCCAUCCGAGACUCCAGGGCACGGCAGGUCUUGCGGAGAUCUCGCGAGUUUCCAGCACAGCCGGCUUGUGCAAAGGGACAUCCAUUGAAGUAUCAGGAGGGUCCCGGCCAUUGGUGGGCUUCACUUCGAGCAUGCUCGAUUUGUGCCAGCUCUUUGCAGAGUUCAGAGCCACCACUCUUCUGUGCUCAGUGCAGUUUUGCUCUUUGCAGACGAUGCCGUGAUCAAGCCUCGCAGUUGCCGUCGGGCGGCGUGUUCACAGACAUGUUAACUCCAGAGCUUGCCAAAGCAUUGUUGCAGGACGAGAGUUGGCUGGCCUUCAAGUCGCGUUCUUAUUUUUUUAGGGCAGACCAUCAUUCGACUGGCGCAGUCGACAAAGCGAAAAUCAGUCGGGUAGAUGCCCGCGUGGCUGCGGAACUUGGAGUCAAACCGCUGGCAGAGAGUGAGCUCUUGAAGGAGCUUCAGCGGCUAGCACCGAAAACCAAGGGCAAAGCCUUGCAGCUGAAUGAGGCAAGCUUUCAGAGUUUUUUCGCAGCAGCACUAUCACGUGGCCUGAUGCUUCUGGCAUCUGGGAAAGAGUGGCGGCCAUGCAUCCGUAAGCGCUGCAAACCGCGUAACCGGACGCACAGUGCAAUUGCAGAUGAGAUUGAAGCCCACUUGCCGAAGGCAGUGGAUGGAUGCUAA
Molecule: messenger RNA, 2646 nt
Organism: Symbiodinium necroappetens
Lineage: Eukaryota; Dinophyceae; Suessiales; Symbiodiniaceae
Source: the annotation of a GenBank genome assembly